UUCUUCACUUCUUCGUGCGCUUCUCUCGAGUUUCACCGGUCAAGCUCCCUCUUUCUAGCCUUCCAGCCCUCCGAGUCAAGUAAGCUUCCUUCUUCCUUCCUUAGUUUUUCCUUUCUUUUCUUCGCCUCUCUUUUCGGUCAAUGUCUUCUCCUGAUAGCCAAGAUAUCUCUGCCUUGGAUGCCCGCGCAUCCGAGAAAUCCCUUUCUACUUCUUCUUCGACCAGGUCGUCUUCUCCCAUUCCUCAGCCCCGGUCGAUUCCCAACCCUAGCAUCCCUGAACCACAGCCGGUAAAUCAGAUGCCCGGUCAUAUUUUCGCGGAGAGGGAGGAACCGGUCAGCGAUGAACCGGCCCCCUAUGACCCGGAUAAUGAGACCCGGGAUCAGUGGGUGGAGAGGUUAGAUGCCUCCGGUUACUCUCCCCUCCCCACUUCCUUCGUUAUAGACAUCUACCCUCGUGUUUCCAAAAUAGCUCUGAAUAAGGCCCGUAGGAAUCUCCCGGUGGGCUAUGUUCUCGUGUACGACGAGAACUGGCCCAACAUUAUCGAACCUCACCGGGAGGAUAGGGUAGGUUUUCAUAUUGCUUCCUUAGAGAGCGGUAUCAUUUUUCCUCUUCACCCCCUCUUGGUCGAGCUCUGCCACUGCUUUGGGAUCCUACCCGGUCAGAUUACUCCCAAUGCCCACCGGUUACUCAAUUCCUUUGCUAAUAUCUGCGCCCACCUUCACAUCGACCCCUCUCUUCGCCUCUUCCUCUACAUGUUUGAGGUUCGUCCCGGUAAACCGGGUUGUGAAGGUUUCGUCUAUUUCAAAGGACGAAACAACCGCAAGUUCAUCUCUGACCUUCCACAAAGUAACCGUUUGUGGAAGGAAAAAUUUGUCUUCAUAAAAUUCUCCCCCUCCGUCACUCCUUUGGCCGGCUUGAAGUGGAGUGAUCAUCUCCUUAAGCACCAGUUCACCGAACCGCUGGCCACCCCGGAUCUGGAGGAGAGCUGGGAACAGCUUCUCAAAGGGGACCCCAACACCGGUCAGAUGUACCACUACGGGGGUUGGGUCUGGCGCGUCCAACCGGGUGACGAGGGUACCUCCCGGGCCCAUGAAGCAGCGGGGCGCGGGGGACCCUCCCCGGGCAACACUGCGGAGGCUGGAGGCCCAAGUCACCCAGACAUGAAUUUCAGGGCGUACAACAUGCCGAGGACAACUGGUGGCUCCUCCUCCGCUGCCACCACAAACAAGCCGGUACAACCGGAGACGGUUGUGAUCAAUGAUGAGGAGGAAGACCCUCAGACCCGGGGAAUGGAUCGGCCAGGGAAUGCACCGGUGAAUCCCUCCCCCAACAAGGGGAAGGGGAAGAUGAGGACGAAGAAAACUGCAACCACUCACCCGGCCGCGAAGAGAAAAAGGGGAGAAAGCUCCCCGGUUGGUGAAUCGAUGGAGGAGCUUUGGGUCAAGAUGACCCUUAAGCUGAAAGAGAUGGGCGAGGUCGGCCCGGAAACUCUGGAACAGCUCGCCGGUGAUUCCUCCUCCCGGUUAAGCCAACUAGAGGAGCAGCUGAAAAGAUCCGAGGCUCACAACCAGGAGCUCCAAGAUCUGACGGGCCGCCAACUGGAUGAGGUGGCCAAUCUUGCAAGGAUGGCCGGGGAGGCAGAGGCCGAGGUCCUCCGGCCGAAGGAGGAGAACCUUAAGCUGAAGGAAAGGGAGUUUCCCGGCAAAGCCAGGCAGUGGAUGGAGGACCACCUGGUGGAGGCUGCUCGGGUGCUCACCUCUUCUCAAGAGAGGACGAUGGAGGGCUUCCAGUUGCUGUACAGGGAAGAGCACGGAAAAGAAAUGAUUACCCAAGUCGGCUCUUACGGUUUCAUGUCCGGCCAAAAGAGAGACCGGGAGGCGACGCACGCAAUCCUCGCUGAACGGUUUCCGGAUUUUGACGCUGAAUCCUACGGGCUGGCCCCCAUCCCGGAUGAUGAGCUUGCACCCCCUUUUCCCUUGGAGUGAAGAAUCUUCCCGGCUGCGCCAGGUUAUCUUUUGUUAAACUCCAAACUUUGAAAUUUUUUCCCGGGUAUGCCUGGUUUACUUGUAAAACACUUAACCUUCUUAUUUUGUUGAAUGCCAUGUUCGUUUCUUUACCUGGUUAAUCUUGCCUU
Messenger RNA from Cuscuta campestris, 2134 nucleotides. NCBI's taxonomy places the organism in Eukaryota, Viridiplantae, Streptophyta, Magnoliopsida, Solanales, Convolvulaceae. The record is from the annotation of a GenBank genome assembly.